Molecule: messenger RNA, 412 nt
Organism: Herpailurus yagouaroundi (jaguarundi)
Lineage: Eukaryota; Metazoa; Chordata; Mammalia; Carnivora; Felidae
Gene: NDUFB1
Product: NADH:ubiquinone oxidoreductase subunit B1
Exons: 3
Coding region: 1-339 (112 amino acids)
Cellular component (GO): mitochondrion; respiratory chain complex I
Source: RefSeq, a predicted model, not a curated record
AUGAAAAGGAAGAAGGGGUUUGGUUUCCCACCGCCACCCCUCUCUUCGAGCGGGCGUGGCGAAUGGCAGGUCCCAAGGCCGCAGCUUCCGCCGGCGCCGGUGGCUGGGCUCGCCUCUGCCCUGGGUCGUGGGGUCCUUUUUGGCACCAAGGCCGCAGCAUUCAUGAUGAACGUAAUUCAGAUUGUUCGUGACUACUGGGUACAUAUACUUGUGCCUGUGGGAUUUGUCCUUGGAUGUUAUCUAGACAAAAAGAAUGAUGAAAAGCUAACUGCCUUCCGGAACAAGAGUUUGUUGUUUAAAAGGGAAUUGAGACCCAAUGAAGAAGUCACCUGGAAGUAAAGGCUGUGACUGAAAUACAGAAUGUUCACAUUUUAAAAAUUGGGAGAGAAAUAAAAACACAUUCAUUAUUUAA